AUGCCACGCACAUUCGGUUACGCGCCUACCGACGCCCCAAGCAUUAAGACGGUAGUCCUGCGUGGCAAAGUACCUGUUGAUCCCGAUUCAUCCUACGUCCAUACACACCAAGUUUAUGUCGAUGACACUGGAGAAGUCUACGAUGCGCUGCUCACGCGAACUGACAUUGAUGUCAACGCAAACAGGUCCUAUUUGCUGCAGCUUCUGCACCCCAUCACCGACCGGGAGUCUGUUAUCCUACAUACACGUUGGACCAGGGUGGGGGGGAGGGGACAAUAUCAAGACAAGGGACCGUGGAAGCCUGCACUCGCGGUGGAGGAGUUCCGAAAGCAAUUCAAGAAGAAAACAGGAUUUUCGUGGGAAGACAGGAAGAUGCCACCGAAUAUUGGGAAGGAGGGGGAGUACAACCUUUGUGCGCGUGACUUUGAUCAUUCUGGACCUGAAGAAGCAGCUUCUCCAGUGGACAGUGAAUACGUGGAAGACGGCAUGAGAUCUCCUGCCCUGCAAGAGCUCAUGAAACUGAUCUUCAACGUCCCGUACAUGGACGCAACCCUCUCGUCCUUCUCGUAUGAUCAAAAGAAGGCGCCUCUGGGCAAGAUGUCGACAUCUAUACUGUUGAAAGGGUUGGAGGAACUGAGGAAGAUCAGCGAGGCGAUUGCUCAGCCGGAUACGAAGGCAAUCAACGAAAAGGGCGGCCUUGAAGCGGUAUGCCUGCAGUAUAGCAGUCGGUAUUACACGUACAUUCCCCACCUGUUCGGUCGUACCCGACCCGAAGUUAUCAAUACUCAACAUCUGCUCCAGCAGGAACUAAAUCUUAUUGAUGCGCUUAGCGACAUGGAGGUUACUUCAAAAUUACUCUCGGAUACUCUCUUGCACUUCGGCGAAGGGGAUGCUAUGAAACGGUUUGACAUGCAGCUCGCUUCGCUCCAACUGAAAGACACGCAUGGUACUGCGGAGAACUUCGGAGCUGAGGUGGUGGAUGUGUUCCGCAUCGAGAGAAAGGGCGAACAGGAGGCUUGGGAGGCUGCUGGUUCUCGCGCGACCAACUUCGGAGGGAUCCUCAAACAGGGCUUGCGUAUCGCCCCGCCCGAAGCCCCUAGCUCUGGAUCGAAGUUUGGCAAGGGUGUCUAUUUCGCAGACAUGAUGUGCACUUCUGUCGAGUACUGUCACUCGGAGCUUUCGGGCAACACUGGCCUCUUCCUGCUGUGCGAGGUCGCGGUAAAGCCCUUUUUCGAGGUGAGCCAGGAUGACUUUACCGCGGGAGAGAAGUGUUCCAAAGCGAGCGCAUUGGCGACCAAGGCGCUGGGUAAAACGGCUUCUGAUAUAUGGAUCGACGCUGGUGUGACUCUAGACCGGGACGAAUUGAAGGGUGCCAUCAUGCCCGGCGGACGGGGGAAGGCCGCCGAUAUACAGGAUUGCCGUCUUGAAUACAACGAGAUAAGCAUCGAGCACAAUUGCGACCGAGUAGAGGCUGAGGAGCAAACAGUAUGUGGUUUACCAGACGCAUCAAAUCAGGCAGCGGUACUUGGUGCGGUGCAAAUUCCCUCCAGCGGAGAAAUCCAAAUAGAGCAGUUGAGGUUGAUGCUUUCAUUCACGCCCCUGUAG
Molecule: messenger RNA, 1605 nt
Organism: Dacryopinax primogenitus
Lineage: Eukaryota; Fungi; Basidiomycota; Dacrymycetes; Dacrymycetales; Dacrymycetaceae
Exons: 10
Coding region: 1-1605 (534 amino acids)
Molecular function (GO): NAD+ poly-ADP-ribosyltransferase activity
Source: RefSeq, a predicted model, not a curated record